Messenger RNA from Kluyveromyces lactis, 402 nucleotides. It is a transcript of the gene SDD2, whose product is annotated as Sdd2p. The record is from RefSeq and is a predicted model, not a curated record. Lineage: Eukaryota; Fungi; Ascomycota; Saccharomycetes; Saccharomycetales; Saccharomycetaceae. The transcript has a single exon. Gene Ontology annotation, cellular component: nucleus; cytosol. Bases 1 to 402 code for a protein of 133 amino acids. Gene Ontology annotation, molecular function: DNA binding.
AUGGACGACGAAUUGAGAGCCAUUAGAGAGGCCAGAUUGAGGGAAUUGAAGCAACAAAGUGGAGGAACAUCAGAAUCAGCAAACAACGGAUCGAAUGAUGGUCAAACACAAGCGAUAUUGAAUCAGAUUUUGGAUUCCAAUGCACAAGAAAGAUUGAGCAGGGUAGCGUUGGUGCGGCCAGAACGUGUAAAGGCAGUAGAAGCUUAUUUACUACAAAUGGUGCGGUCCGGUGCUAUUAGAAACAAAUUAACAGAGCAGGACAUCGUUGGAAUCCUCGAAUCAGUCGGAAGAGAUGAGCAAAAGCGCAAUACUACACGUAUUAUAUUCGAUAGAAGAGAAAAAGGAACAGCAUCAUCUAGUGUGGAUCAAGAUGACGAUGAAGACGAUGAUUUCUUUGACUAG